Messenger RNA from Nannizzia gypsea CBS 118893, 633 nucleotides. Its product is annotated as DNL zinc finger domain-containing protein. The record is from RefSeq and is a predicted model, not a curated record. NCBI's taxonomy places the organism in Eukaryota, Fungi, Ascomycota, Eurotiomycetes, Onygenales, Arthrodermataceae. Bases 1 to 633 code for a protein of 210 amino acids. Gene Ontology annotation, biological process: protein folding; protein import into mitochondrial matrix; protein stabilization. Gene Ontology annotation, molecular function: protein-folding chaperone binding; zinc ion binding. The transcript has a single exon. Gene Ontology annotation, cellular component: mitochondrion.
AUGGCCGCUGGACAGAGACUACUUCGAAGCGCACUCACGGCUUCCUGCCGGCUCCCCGGUGUUUCGCUCUCACGACAGGGAGUUCAGUCAAUAUCCACUCCAUUCAUACUGCGACGUACUUCACCAUCAUCCUCAAAGAUUCUACCACGAUCUCCAGUGCUAUUCUCCUCAGUACUUGGCAGGAAUAGCUACUCGACGACGACCAGAGACCCCCACCCACUCACCGACAACAAGACCCCGGCAACUACGGAAGAAGAUGCCCAGGCAGCUCAGGCUCGACGUGACCAGGAGCCCGCAUACCUAAUCUACUUUACGUGCAAGCCAUGUUCUCACAGGUCGGCACACCGCAUUUCGAAGCACGGGUACCACAAGGGCACUAUCCUUAUAACGUGUCCAAGCUGCAGCAACCGACAUGUUAUCAGUGACCACCUGAAAAUUUUCUCGGAUGCGCCGGUCACACUGGAAGAUUUGCUGGCCCAGAAAGGCAUGAAGAUCACCAAGGGGACCAUGGAAGGAGAUAUGGAAUGGUGGGGUAAAGAUGAGGAGACCACUGGUACCAGCUCAGAUUCUUGCGCUGCUUCUACAUCUCAACCUGAAUUAAAGGGUGGUGAAAACCAGGACGGAAAGCCUUAG